AUAUCGUUGGCGUUCGUAGUCGAGUACUGUACUAUAUACGACACCGUGUUCUGUGUGUGUUUAACUUCCAGUGUAUACAGAUGUACGAGAAACAGCCCCUUGGACCUGAGUGUCCACAGUCCGGAGACUACUUGACCAUGUUGUCCACCAAAUCUCCGUAUGAUGCGGUCAGCGGCAGCAACUACCCGACUUCUCUACCCAGCAUGAACAGCAUCGGGAACAUGGGUACAAUGACUACCAUGGGGAUGAGCAAUGUAAGUUACUCUCCUCCAGCCAUGGGGGGUAUGGGCACCAUGACACCCCCCGGGAUGACGAGUAUGGGGAUGGGCGCACCCAUGGGCAUGCACGGGAGUAUGCAUGCAGGAAUGAACUCUAUGAACUCUAUGAACGGGAUGUCCGGGAUGUCCAGCAUGGGACAAAUGCCCAUGAACGGGAUGAGUGGCGCUAUGUCUCCAAUGAGGAUGGAUACUUUUAACAGGGCACAGGCUAUCAACCGGGCCCGGGACAAGACGUACCGCCGUAGUUAUACUCAUGCUAAACCUCCAUAUUCCUACAUCUCACUUAUAACUAUGGCCAUUCAGCAAUCGCCAAACAAAAUGAACACUUUGAGUGAGAUUUACCAGUUUAUCAUGGAUUUGUUCCCGUUUUACCGCCAGAAUCAACAACGCUGGCAAAACUCUAUCCGUCACAGUCUGUCCUUUAACGACUGUUUUGUGAAAGUUCCAAGGACCCCGGAUAGGCCCGGAAAAGGAAGCUACUGGACUUUACACCCAGAUUCGGGAAAUAUGUUCGAAAAUGGAUGUUACCUCCGAAGACAGAAACGUUUCAAAUGUGUGAAAAAGGAAAUGAUUCGACAAGCGUCCCGUCACGGGGAUUCUGUAGACGGAAGUGAAGGUUCUAUGUCUCCACGGGGUGAUCCGUGCUCGCCUCAUCCGCCUCCUCCGUCUCCCCCCGGAAAUGUGCCUGUGACUCUAGCGGAAACCAAGAGGGAACCACUGCAGCCGAUCGAGCACACUCCUCCCCCUCCCCCUCCGCCUCAACAUCAGCAGCAGGCGCAGCAGGCCCCUCCACCCCCGCCCGUGUCCCUGGGCCACGAGAUGCCACCACACUCGAUGAGACACAUGCAGCACGACCCUAUACACCAGGGCUAUCACCCUCAUCACAACCCCACCCACUCAUUCAACCACCCGUUCUCGAUAAACAGUUUAAUUACAGAUAGCAAAAUGGACCUUAAAAUGUACGAAAUGCAGGGUGGCUAUGGGUACAACCCCAUGGGACUCCCGGUGAUGGGAGGUAAGGACUCUAUGGGGGUCGGGCCUAUGCAGCCCGCCCCUGACGGUUACUACAAGACGUACGCACCCCACUCAACGGCGGCGUUAUGACUAGAGCUGUGAACAGAACGUUUUGACAAUUUUUAUACUUUAAGGCAGGAACAAAUGCUAAAUACCAAAGAUUUUAUUGUUCACAUAUGAAGACAUUUUUCUUGUAUAUGAACUCGAGAUGUGUAUGUGUUUUACAAGUGGUGAAUAUGUGUUCGAACCCAAAUGACGCGUUGUAUGUACUGUUCUGUGAAUCCUUGGAUGUGUGUGAACAUUUUUUGUCCGGGAGGAUAUCGGACCUGGAUAUUGAAGGUGACUUACCGAACUUUUUCCCUGGGAGGUAUAAUUAAAUUAGUGUUAAUUUAUUUCGUCUUGACACAAACACUAGCUUUGACGAUAAAUGUGUAAAUGGAAUUCUAGAAGAUGUUCUAUUUCUUUCUCUGUUAAAUGUGAUCGGUCUCUGAAGAGUAAUACAUCUGCAUGGCCGCUUUUCUACUGGAAAUGUGAGCUCUAUCAUUCAGAUUUAUAUAUUAUUAUAUAUAUUUAAGAGUUAUAAUUUUUGCUGUUGUAGAUAAUGGUUCAUAAGAAUUAUACUAUUUUCCAGAUAAAA
Molecule: messenger RNA, 1929 nt
Organism: Pecten maximus
Lineage: Eukaryota; Metazoa; Mollusca; Bivalvia; Pectinida; Pectinidae
Product: silk gland factor 1-like
Exons: 1
Coding region: 81-1382 (433 amino acids)
Biological process (GO): cell differentiation; regulation of transcription by RNA polymerase II; anatomical structure morphogenesis
Molecular function (GO): DNA-binding transcription factor activity, RNA polymerase II-specific; protein domain specific binding; RNA polymerase II cis-regulatory region sequence-specific DNA binding
Source: RefSeq, a predicted model, not a curated record